Lytechinus pictus (painted urchin) is the source of this 6534-nucleotide messenger RNA. Its product is annotated as kelch-like protein 5. Gene Ontology annotation, molecular function: protein binding. NCBI's taxonomy places the organism in Eukaryota, Metazoa, Echinodermata, Echinoidea, Temnopleuroida, Toxopneustidae. The transcript is spliced from 9 exons. Bases 69 to 1808 code for a protein of 579 amino acids. The record is from RefSeq and is a predicted model, not a curated record.
CUGUGGCAAUCAAACUGGCAACCAGACGAAGCAUCAGCUUGAAUGGCUCCUCCCAUUCUCUAGCCUCAAUGGGGGCUCCAUGGGGAGAGAGCAUGGAAGAGAACCCAGCCGAGGGGGAGCAUUUCUUCUCCAUCAACCAUGCUGAGAGAACCUUCAAGAAGAUGCAGGGUUAUCUUCACAGACGACAGCUGACGGACGUGGUGCUCAUAGCUGGGGACGUACGGAUCCCUGCUCAUAGAUUGGUCUUGAGUUCGGUGUCGGAUUAUUUUGCAGCGAUGUUUACUAACAACCUCCGUGAAUCGCAGGAGACUGAGAUACAGCUAUGGAGCAUGGAUCCACCUGCACUCAAAGCUUGUAUCCAGUAUAUCUACACAGGUGAGGUAGUGUUGAAAGAGAGUAAUGUUGAAAGGUUGCUUGCCACAGCUAGUAUCCUACAGUUGUCAGAAGUUGUAGAAGCUUGUUGUGGAUUUCUUGUCAAACAACUCCACCCAUCUAACUGCUUAGGAAUCCGAUCAUUUGCUGAUAGACAGAGCUGUACAGAUCUACUCAGGGCAGCACAUAAUUACACUAUGGAACAUCUAGUGGAGGUGACUCAGAAUCAGGAGUUUCUAAUGCUAGGAUCAGAUGAAGUUUGUAACCUCUUCUCUAGCGAUGAUCUCAAUGUUCCUAAUGAAGAGACUGUGUACUAUGCCUUGCUGGCCUGGGCUAACUAUGAUGUGGUAUCUAGACAAUCUGAGAUUGCAAAGCUGCUUGAACAUAUCAGACUCCCACUGCUCUCACCACAAUUUCUAAGUGAUGCUGUAGAUAACAACCCAUUGUUUAAAGGAGAUGAUAAAUGUCAGAGGUUAAUAAUGGAUGCAAUGAAGUAUCACCUACUACCAGAGAGAAGACCUUUGAUGCAGAGUGCUAGGACCAAACCAAGGAAGUCUACUGUAGGAGCUCUAUAUGCUGUAGGAGGAAUGGAUAGUACUAAAGGUGCUACAAACAUUGAGAAGUAUGAGCUUCGUACCAAUGUAUGGACCCACGUGGGUCAUAUGAGCGGAAGAAGACUUCAGUUUGGGGUGGCAGUCAUUGAAGAUAAGCUCUAUGUGGUAGGAGGUCGUGAUGGACUCAAGACAUUAAAUACUGUGGAGUGCUAUUAUCCAGCUUCUAAAACAUGGAAUAUGCUGCCCUCUAUGGGGACUCAUAGACAUGGUCUGGGUGUUGGAGUGCUAGAAGGUCCUAUGUACGCUGUUGGUGGUCAUGAUGGUUGGAGCUAUCUUGCUUCAGUAGAGAGAUAUGACCCUCACAGCAAACAAUGGAGUUAUGUAGCACCCAUGUCAACCCCUCGAAGUACAGUUGGAGUAGCAGUCUUAGAUAGAAAAUUGUAUGCUGUAGGUGGUCGUGAUGGUAGCUCUUGCUUACGAUCCAUGGAGGUUUAUGAUCCUCAUACCAACAGGUGGUCUCUUUGUUCACCCAUGUCUAAACGCCGAGGGGGACUGGGUGUGGCUGUAUGUAAUGGUUGUCUGUAUGCCAUAGGGGGACAUGAUGCACCAGCUACACAACAGAGUUCUAAACAGUUUGACUGUGUAGAGAGAUACGACCCGCGUUCCGACACGUGGUGUACGGUAGCCCCAAUGAGUCUUUGUCGAGAUGCUGUAGGUGUAGCUGUAUUAGGAGAUCGUUUGUUUGCAGUGGGUGGAUACGACGGCCAGACGUACCUGAGUGCAGUAGAAUGCUAUGACCCACAAACAGGAGAAUGGUCUACAGCUGCCUCACUUACACCUGGUCGUGCUGGAGCCUGUGUGGUACAAGUUCCUGUAACAUAGGAGUCUUCAUUAACCAAUUGGCCACCAGGCCAAGAGAAUCCUGCAUCUAAUCCUAUGAGGAUUAAAGUGUUUGGAAACCAAUGGGUUUGAUGUUUGGAUAGACCCAAGGCUGACGUCAGCGGUGACUCUCAACCAUUGCAUCAGGGAAUUUCCCAUCUUUUUGAGAUAAUGACCUAUAUCUCGAAAGGGUUCCUGGUGAAAAAAGCUACUGAGAAUUCUGUGUGAUUUUACAACAUGAAGAGGAUACUGUAAUGAUUCAUGUCUUGAUUGAUGUUAUUUGUACACUGAGCAUGUUUUUAAACAACUCCUUUUGGUUUUAAAAGCUCAGUUUUAAACAUAUCCACAGUAUAUUAUGUUCAUCUGUAAUGGAAUGUAAUGUUGUGACGAGCUGUUUAAUAUUCAAUAGCAAUGGUCUGUGUAAACUGCAUGUAUUUAUUUGACAGGAUCAUAUAAUGUUGUAUAUGAUUGCCAGCAUACAGUAUGGAGGUGUGUUAAUUGGACAUGAUUUUAUGUGCCAAAAUGAAUGUAAUGGUAUGUGUGUUGAGUAAUCUCUGUAAUUAAUCUGUAUUUCUGUGAUGUACAUGGAAAUCUAGUGAAAUAAAUGUGAUGAAGAGUGUUCUUAUCAUGUGACCUAAAUCUCACAAAGGAUGCUUUAAAGCUGACAACUAUUGCAUUGCAUUGAGAGAGCUUCUUGAAAUAAAAAGAAAGAAGUUUCUGUCUCUGGUGUACUGCCGUAUAAAUAUAGCAAACUGUUAAAGACGUAUUUCACAAAGAUUUAAGUGUGAUUUAGAGUCAUGCUUCGGCUCUCACAUGCAUAUAUUUAACACAUAACCUCAUUGAUGAUUAUGCAGUAGCGGGUGUCUCUUGAGCAUGUUAAGACCAACAUGAUAAUAUACCAUAUGCAACAGGGAAUGCAAGUGAGAUAUUAAAUCUUUGGGAAAUAAUCCCCUGAUCUCACAUGUGAUUGCAUUAGGUGGGAGAGCUUUUUUCUCUUUGAAAUGAGAAAGAAAUGCUCCAAUGAUGAAGUGAUGUAGAUAAUGAGUAUUGCCAAGGAGUUUACAGUGAGAACAUUUAGGUCUUUAAUUGAAUAUAAUAUGAUCAUGCAUUAUUGAAGUAAUAGAAGAAUUAUACAUAGUACAUUAAACACAUACCAGUAUAUAUGUAUAUGUUAAUUAUAUAGAGAGGCUUUAUAUGAAAGCGUUUUAAAUAUGAUGUAUCAUAGACAUGAAGAGUAACAUUCAGUGAACAUCUUUGUCUGACAAGAUAUCAGAUCUGAUAACUAUCCUUGAUUCUGAUUUGCUGAGAGGCAUUGUUACUAUGGUAACUGUCAGAUAAAAUGGCACUUGUCGGAUAAAAUGUCUGACAAGUCCUUUCAUGAAAGGAUGUUUCACAAAGAGUUAUGCUGAAAUCUCAACGUGUACACAGUACCUAAUGUGUAACGUCAUUGAUGUCUAAGCAUGAUUUGACCAAUGCUGUGAUGUGGUAUAUUAUAUUUCACAUGCAAAUGGGAGUUUAAGUGUUUUUUAGUCAGGGUUAAAUUAUUGUGAAACACCCCCAGGAGCCUGUAACAUAAAACUUAGUGAUUGAUUGUUGAGUUACUUUGUACACUUGAUUAACAUAAUGAAUCAGUAUAAUCAAUCGUAAAAUAACAGCCGUGUGAUCAUGUGUGAAGCUUUGUGUUUAAUAAUGGCAUGCAGAUGAUGCAAAAUGUUAUAAGUUUCUUCUUAUUUCGAUUUCUCCUCAGUCAAAAAGAUUUCUUUUGUACUAAAUGGUUCAUCUUGGGUAGAUUUUCCUUUAUUUAUAGUUUAAAGAGGCUGACAUAGAGAAAGAUUGUUAUUUUUUAUGCAAAAUAUGAUAUUGUCAUUCCUGUGGUGGUUCAUAAGGUUCAUUUUAUUGACAUUGAGAAGAAUUGGAUAAAUAAAAUUUCUAUUCCAGUUCUUUUUCUGAGAGGAAUAGUAAAGAACAUUUCAUGUUUGAAGUUAUGUUCACUUUGGCAGAGGAGAAUAUUAUCCACAAUCAAUGUGAAUGAGGUUGAAUUGAGUAGAUAAGUGCAAUGUCAUAAAAUUAUUUGAAAGUAAUGUAGAAAUGUAAUGGGAUUGAAUGUUACCAAAGUGUACAUUUUUAUACGCCCGUUCUAGACGGGAUGUAAUAUGGUAUCACGCUCGGUGUCCGUCUGUCUGUCCGUUCGUUAACUUUUCCUUGUAAACGCGAUUACUUCAGUUUGACUUAACAGAGGCUCAUAUAAUUUGGUGUGUAUGAUACUAGCAUGGAUCCCAGGAAGCCUAUUGAUUUUGAGGUCCAAAGGUCAAGGUCACACUGACAUGUUUUCAUCUUAUCCUUCUGAAGUCCUUGUAAACGCGAUAACUUAAGUUGAACUUAACCUAGGCUCACAUAAUUUGGUGUGUAUGAUACUCGCAUAGAUCCCAGCAAUUCUAUUGAUUUUGAGGUCAGAGGGUCAAAGGUGAAGUCGCCACCUUCCACUUUUCUUGCUUGACCAAUAACUCUAUUUUCUGUGUUACAGGUAGGCCUAUUAUGUGCUCGCUUUAGCGACACUCUUGUUUCAUUUUCAAUCGCUUUUUCCUCAUAGUUUACUUUGAUGCUUGAUAUGUUAGACAUUUAGUGAACACAGGAUUUGUAUUCUAUGGGUUGGAAUUCUGCCAAUACUAAAUCUUUGGAACUUUCCACAGAAGACAAUUCAAAAUUCCUUUAUAAAUGUGAUUUAUCAUAUUUUGCUAAUUCUGCCACAGGGUACGCAGGAACAGGUAUGCAUACUUUCAUUUAAAAUUCUUUUUGCAUUCCAAUCAUUUGUAAAUAAAUCCAUCAUAAUGUACUCAUUUGUAUUUAGUCAAUUAAGAUAAAUCAAAUAUAUAACAUAGACAUGAAUACAAAUCCUUUAACUCUUUAUUUGUUGAAAUGAUGAAGAUUGUUUUUACAAGGAUGAACUUGUGAUCUCUGUGAAAAGGGAAUCCUAAGUUUGAUGUAUUUGAAAGCCUUUCUUAGAAAAUCAAGAUAAAAAUAAAUUUAUGCCAAUGGAGAGUGUUUUAUAUAUAAUCAUUCAGUCUCUAAAGGGUUAAUAUAUGCUGGCUUGAUCUAUGGGAAACAUGUUUUAUAUAUAAUCAUUCGGUCUCUAAAGGGUUAAUAUCUCUGUUCUAAAUUAUUGCCUUUAAACAUGCCCACCAAGUUAAGGUGCUUAUUGAUAUAUAUGUAACUUUGUAUGUGGCUGAAAUAUGCAUAUUUUUUAAUGUAAUGAUAACAACCAAAAGUUGCUUUAAGUAUGUAUUUAGUAACAACAAUGGUUGGUUAUACAUAUAUGUUCAUGUUUAUUGAUAAACAUGUAAUCCAAUGGGAUAGGAUAGGGAGUAGGGGAGGGUGGGGUGGGUCAUAUACUAAGAUAUAACACCCACUUUCAGUACAGAUUGCCAGUGUGGCUAAUGUGCUGAGAGUAUGCUGAAAUACUUUUUUAUUUUCAUUACUAAUAUUAUGUUAUCGAGAAAAAAUGAAACAAUUCUUAGUGAAUUCAUGUAAAAAAGGGAAAUGUAUCUUAACUUGUAUGUUAUUAACAUGAUGCAAAUUGCACCCUUCUUGAAUUAUUUUUUUAGGUAAAAGAUAUAGCAGGUAUCAAUGAAAUUUUUUUUUUAUUCAAAAUUGUUUUACAGAAAGGUGUAAUAAUACUUAGUCACCCAAAAAGUUUUGAAGGGAUGGGCCUUAAAAAUUAACAUUGGUAAUUGUACUACCAAGAAUUUCAGAUUUAGAAAUAUAUGUGUAAUUUUUGUAUGUCUCAUUCUGCCAUAGAUGGUUGUCAGAAGCAUUGUAGCACUCUAGCUCAGCAUUUUGUAUGCAAUGACUCCAUAUGCUUUUAGGUUGUAUCCAAAAAUGUGGUAUACAUAUAGCCUUGUCCCUUGCCAGUUUUGACUUUACUGCAAUUGAUUUUUUAACCCUUGUGAUAAUGCGUUGCAUUUUUUACAACUUAUUUUACAGGAUAAGGUACACAGCAUGAAGCCAAAAAUUUGUACCUCUAUUGUAAAACACAUUAAGUAUGAAUGACGUCAAUCGGUUUUCUUUUGUACAGGGUAUAUGAUUAUUAAAAGCAAGUGCUCCUUUAAAGAGUGGACUUAAAUUUAACCUGACCGAGAAUUUGCUGAGAAUACUGAUUAUUAUAUCUGCGUUCAUAAUUGACGUUAAAAGGUAUAUGAUAAGCACAGCCUUUACAAGAACUGAAUAAUUAUCACCAUCAUCAUCAUCAUUACCAUCAUCACCACCAUCAUCAUUACCAUCAUCACCACCAUCAUCACCAUCAACAUCAUCAUCACCACCAUCAUCAAUAUUAAUGCAGAUGUUUUGUAUUUGAGUAUGAUCUGUUGGAUAGUCAACACAUUAAUAUUUCACAAAAUUGUUUCUUAUGCAAAAAGCUUCAGUGCAAACUAGGUUCAAUAAGGUCCCUCUUACAAUAAAAAUGCAUUGUCAUAGCAGGGAUAUUAUUAUAAAAUUUUAUACAAUAGAUGUAUAAAGAGCUGGAACCAGAGAAAUUACGUUGUUGAAAAUUAUAGCAGGCCCUGUAAUGUAAUACUGCAUAUGUUAUCUUAUAAAUGCAGGGGAUUUUAGUCUUAAAGAAGGCAAUAUUUAACUGGUAUAUGCAUCGCUUUUGCCCAGUACAUUGGUAUAUUUAAAAUGUAUGUAUGAUUAUGGAAAGACAAAUUAUGAAAUAAAAGAAAUACAUAGACAACAA